CGUCGUCCUGGAUCCGGCUCUUGUUCUGAGGAGGCGGCGUCCAGAAGUCGGAAGCAGUUGCCCUAAGACACGUAAAGAUGGAAAACAGUCACUCGGGGCGUAGCAUGGAGGGGCCGGACCCCAAGGCCCCCGGCUCGGCAGCCAGCACGCGCGGCCGCACAAGCGCCGACGGCGGAGCGACUGCGAGUCGCUAUGGAACCGGACGGGACCUACGAGCCUGGAUUCGUGGGCAUUCGAUUCUGCCAGGAAUGUAACAACAUGCUGUACCCCAAGGAAGAUAAGGAAAACCGUAUUCUGCUGUACGCGUGCCGGAACUGUGAUUACCAGCAGGAAGCCGACAACAGCUGCAUCUACGUCAACAAAAUCACGCACGAAGUGGACGAGCUGACCCAGAUCAUCGCCGACGUGUCCCAGGACCCCACGCUGCCGCGGACCGAGGACCACCCGUGCCAGAAGUGCGGCCACAAGGAGGCGGUGUUCUUCCAGUCCCACAGCGCUCGGGCCGAGGACGCCAUGCGCCUGUACUAUGUGUGCACGGCCCCACACUGUGGCCACCGCUGGACCGAGUGACCGCCGCGCCGCGGGUAAUAAAUGCCAAGUACUGCA
Messenger RNA from Oryctolagus cuniculus (rabbit), 606 nucleotides. RefSeq names its product RNA polymerase II subunit I (gene POLR2I). Gene Ontology annotation, cellular component: RNA polymerase II, core complex. Gene Ontology annotation, molecular function: zinc ion binding; nucleic acid binding; DNA-directed RNA polymerase activity. The record is from RefSeq and is a predicted model, not a curated record. Gene Ontology annotation, biological process: maintenance of transcriptional fidelity during transcription elongation by RNA polymerase II; transcription-coupled nucleotide-excision repair; DNA-templated transcription. NCBI's taxonomy places the organism in Eukaryota, Metazoa, Chordata, Mammalia, Lagomorpha, Leporidae.